GAUGAUUAAGAGAUUGGAAAAAGAAUUCGAAGAUGUCUAAUCUGCCAUUGAUGAAGGCAUUAUUGAAAACAUGACAGUCUAAGUCUAAUAUGAAAAUAAUUCUGCAAACUAUACUAAAUGGAAUGUUGUUAUAUAUGGAAGAGAAAAUACAAUUUGGCAAGGAGGAGAAUUCUCUGGUAUUUUAGAAUUCCCUUAAAGUUAUCCUGCUACAUCCCCUGUAUAUACAUGGAAGGUAUACUCAAAAAAUAGAUUUAUGCAUAUGAACAUAUAUUCCUCAGGUAAAACCUGUAUUGACAUUUUAAAUGAUAAAAUUGGAUAUACACCAGCUAGAACAUGUGUAGAAAUAUUAAAAGCAUUGGAAGAUUUCCUUUAUCGUCCUAAUCCUAAAUCACCUACAAAUAGUGAAUUAGCUAAAAUUUUUGAAAAGGAUUUACCUUAAUAUGAAAAAAUGGUUAGAGAAUUUGUUUAAAAAUAUAUGGAAGAAAAGAAAUAAUCAGAAAAAAAUUGA
Molecule: messenger RNA, 508 nt
Organism: Paramecium primaurelia
Lineage: Eukaryota; Ciliophora; Oligohymenophorea; Peniculida; Parameciidae
Source: the annotation of a GenBank genome assembly